Cajanus cajan (pigeon pea) is the source of this 867-nucleotide messenger RNA. RefSeq lists its product as uncharacterized. NCBI's taxonomy places the organism in Eukaryota, Viridiplantae, Streptophyta, Magnoliopsida, Fabales, Fabaceae. The record is from RefSeq and is a predicted model, not a curated record.
AUGGAUAUUGCUAACAGUAUGCGAUUUCAUGGUGAAAAAAUGAAUGAUAUAGCCAUUGUUGAAAAAAUCCUACGCUCCUUAACACCAAAGUUUGAUUAUGUGGUGUGCUCAAUUGAAGAGUCAAAUGAUAUUGAAGAUCUCUCCCUAGAUGAGCUUCAAAAUUCUUUGUUGGUCCAUGAACAAAAGAUGAAUAGAAGUUCAACAAUGGGGGAACAAGCAUUGAAGGCUUCUACCAAUACUCCUUCAUACAACUCUAGAGGAAAGGGUAGAGGUAGAGGUAGAGGAUGUGGGUGUGGAGGUCAUGGAAAUAGAGAUUUUAGCAAGAACUCUAGAGGCAACCAUGACCAAUUUCAAGAAAAGCGUGAAAGUUCAAAUUUUAUCAAGGAGAAAGAAGUAGAAACCCUAUUGAUGGCAGUUGAAGAUGCAAAAGACAGCGAGGCAAAAAUUUGGUAUGUUGAUACUGGCUGUAGUAAUCACAUGAGUGGAAGUAAGUCCUCUUUCUCAUAUUUAAAUGAAAAUUUUCAUUCUACCGUGAGCUUUGGUGAUUGCUCUACUGUGAAAGUGAUGGGAAAAGGUGAUAUAAAAUUAAAAACCAAGAAUGGUUUUGUAGAAACAAUUUCUAAUGUGCUUUAUGUCCCUGACUUGAAAAGAAACUUGUUAAGUGCUGGUCAAUUACAAGAAAAAGGUUAUGAAAUUUUUAUUAGCAAAGGUUAUUGUGAAAUUAUUGAUCCUGUUCGAGGUGCUAUUGCAAUUGUAAAAAUGAGUUCAAACAGGUUAUUCCCAUUGAAAAUUGAAAGCAUUCAAUCUGGUUUGUUGGCUAAAGCUACUGAUUCUGCUUGGUUGUGGCAUAUCGUUAUGGUCAUUUGA